CCGCUUUUUUCAGGGCAAGCGGGAAUUCGCUGUAGGGCCGCGUCGGUUGCACCAGCGCUCGUCGAGAAGCGGUUGACGUCGCCGACGCGGCGUUUCCUGCAUAGCUACGGCAUCGCGCAGCCAUAAAAGGCUCACGCAACCACCGACAGCCAAAGUCCACCAAAAAAGCGGGCGCGAAUCACCGCCGCGGCGAAUCACACCAAAACACCAUGGCGCCCGAGCGCCCCCGCAUGACAAGGUCCGCCUCCAUGCUCGCCAACGUCCGCUGCGUGCUGUGCGGCGAUCUCGGCGGCACCAACAGCCGCUUGGAGCUCUUCCGCCUCCAGCACACCGCCUCCAAGAAAGACCUCGAGGCGAUAGGCACGGAGCCGCCCCUGUAUGCGCAAACAUAUAAAACGAACAACCUGCCCGGAGACUUUACCGAGCUCUUACACGCGUUUCUCGCGGAGGCCAACGUUGGUUUAGUAGAACUCGCCGCGGGAUGUCUGGCGGUAGCCGGACCGGUAGAAGAGGGAGAUAGGGUCACGUUCACGAAUCUCGGGUGGAGGAUAGAAGCUAGACUCCUCGAGGCCGAAUUCCGCAUGCAACCGGGCACGAUGCGUUUAGUCAAUGAUUUUGUUGCUAAUGGAUUCGGCGUCGUGACGCUGCGCGACGGCGACUAUUCGACGUUGAAUGGGCCGUCGCAACCGUCACCUGGUGCGCCGAUCGCUUGCGUCGGGGCGGGUACUGGUUUAGGUGAAGCUUACGCGACGGCUUCGUCAGGCGUGUAUGAGGCGUGGCCCUCGGAAGGCGGUCACGUCGCGUUCGCUCCCAGGGAUGCCAUCCAGACGGAACUGUUGACCGCACUACAACGCAGAUUCGGUGGGCGCGUCUCGGCGGAACGGGUCAUUUCCGGAAAGGGCAUCGUCAACGUGUACGAUUUUUUUGCCGAGAAGUUUCCGGGAAAAGUCGAUAAAGAUCUGCAGAAGAGAAUAAAAGCACACCCGGAGGGUGCUGGAGUUAUAGCAAGGGCCGCGUACGACGACCAUCUCUGUGGCGAGGCUUUGAAUCUGGUCCUCGAUGCCUACGGCGCGGAACUUGGCAACGCUGCGGUGAAGUGGCUGCCGUUCGGCGGGCUUUAUGUUUGUGGGGGCAUCGCCGUGAAGAAUCGGGAGAGGCUCAAAGAAAGGGUGUUCCUGGAAGCUUACAAAGAUCGGGGGCGGUUGCGUCCCGUGUUGGACCGCGUGCCGUUGCGCCUGGUGCUCGUCGACGAUCUGGGCUUGCGGGGCGCGCACUACGUGGCGUUGGCUACUCUACUGGGCGGUGGUGUGGUGCACGCGCCGACGGAGGAGCCCCCGGCGGCGCCAGCGGUCCCGCCUUCCGACGGCGUCGCGCCGGCGCUGGACCGGCUGGCCGCGGCGAUCUCGCGCGCGGCGGCCGUCGUGUCGAUAGGGUUGCUGGCGGCGGCGCUGUUGACGCGGCGGCGCUAGCUUAUAACUUGUGUUCACAAUCU
Molecule: messenger RNA, 1492 nt
Organism: Pelagomonas calceolata
Lineage: Eukaryota; Pelagophyceae; Pelagomonadales; Pelagomonadaceae
Source: the annotation of a GenBank genome assembly